UGACGUUUUCGUGUAAGUUCAUGAUUUGAUGGAUAUUUUUCCCCUUAUUUUUUCUUCUUCCUUCUCUCUCUCUUUCCCGAUAAAUCUCUGCAAGGUGAGAUCGACCAUCAGAACGACAAUCGGAGGAGAUGGAUGGUUAUCUGAGCUGAUCGGACGUUUUAUCAUCAUCUCCACCGUUGCCGAGUGUCAACGUCGACUGUGGUGCAGCUAAUCGGCCAGUCGAUUCAUGGAAAACGACAGAGAGAACAGAGUGCACAAAUCUUUCUUCGUUUGAUGAUGAUACGAGAAGCAGAAAAGUCGUAAUAGAGAUGAAGAGACAGAACAAGAGAGCAUUGGGUGUGAUUAACCAGAAUCUCGUUGGUUCAAAAGCUUAUCCUUGCGUUGUUAACAAGAGAAGAGGCUUAUCUCAGAGAAAACAAGAAAGCUGUGAGAAGAAGAAGCUUGAUUCACUACAUCCCUCAAUUUCAAGACCUCAAGAAGAGACAAAGAAGCUGAAACCAUUGCUUCCAAGUAGUAGUGAAAGACGAUGUCCGGCAAGAGUUCAUCUUCAGUGUCGGCCUCCGUUCUCUGAGACCUUCUUUCUGAAACAAUUCGUAAACCUCUCCGCGUCUGCCGAUUCUGACCUCGCAUCACCCUAUUUCAGCUUCCCGUUCCUUCUUGUCUGUUACUCUUUUGGUUCAAAUAUGGGAAGGGCAAAGAAAGCUCGAAAGCUUGUUGUCAUGAAGAAGCUGUUUACCCACAAAGCUUUGAAGCAUUACAAGGAAGAGGUUCUGAAUCCAAACAAGAAGGAGACCUCACGGAGCUUCCGAGAAACGUUCCGAGUGUUCCUGCUGGGCUAUUCUUUUCUUACAACUUCUCUAUCCAGAAUAAGAUCGGUGUACAUCUUCUCUUCUCUACCACAGAGCUCUGAGCAGUUUCUUUAUCCUGACUGGAUUCUCAUUAUGGUUCUUAUGGUAUCCUUUUUUGCUCUGGUGUCUAUAGAUGGAUCUUGAGAAGGGAAUGAGAGACUGUCUGUAUGCAAACUGUGAGUUACUUAUACUUUGAUUGGUUUAUAGGUAUGCAAUUUUGUCUCUUUUGUUAACCUUUUCUUGUUUCUGGAUUGGUUUAAAGUUUCUUCAAAAUAUUUUUUUUCAAAAUUAACAACCCCAAUAAGAGUUUCACCAUUGGAGGAGCAAAAUUUUAAUUACUCUUUCACAAGUUCUUAUUUUAAAAAGGUACAAAAUAUAAUAUUUUAAAAAUAAAAAACCUCAAAAUAGCAGCUUCACCGUUGGCGAUGCUCUAAUGAUAUUAUUUUAUACAAUAAGAGUGUGGGUUCUCUUGCUGCAUCUUACGACAUGACUUUGGAUGCAAUGGAUCCAUCUAGCGGAAAGUAUCUAACUUUUCAGACUGCCGUUAAUGUAGAAUGUUGUGGCAAACUUGUUAUGACGUCCUAUGUUGCUGGACCUCGAGGUAAUAUAUAUGUGACUCACUCAGUGAACCAUGGAGAAUCCUUUCGAAAACAGAAACCGAUUUCAUUUUACCAGGUGGAUGAAUCAGAGCUGCAAGCCAAUGACUGGAUUCGUCUAUAGUUGGAAAUUUUAGUUGCCAAAUCUGAUAGGUCCACUGAGGAUCAUGAUCUUUCCAAGUUGAAGAUUGUGGCCAUAGAAAUCACGGAACCACCGAGUGAGUCCUCUCUCACUGCCAAAAAUGCAAUAAGGUACACUGACUUUUGUGAGGCUCGGUGUGGUGGUAAGAAUUUUGAUCGCAUAGCUGUAGUUAGAAGAACGUUCAUUGAGCGUACGGAAUGCUUCAGUCUCGACGGUUGGAAUGAGAGCUCAUACAUUAUACCAGAAAAGUGUCACCAGAAUCAGAGUUCAGAUAUUGUACGAGAAAAGGGUAUGAGUCUCAGUAGGAAACUUCUGACACGGCGUUUAAUUCACAAAUCAUGGCGGAUAUGGCGGCGCAGGGUUUACACGAACUAUGGCGUUGGCUUGGCUCAUCGUCGUCUUGGCAAAACAAGAUCCAUAGAAGCAGCGAUCAGAAAGUAUACUCAAAAAAGUGUGUAUUGAGUCUGACUGUGAAACUUCUGUUACGGCGUUUAAGCGUUCCCACACCAUGGCGGAUAUCUAAACUUUGUAAUUACUCUAAACUAAUUGUAUUGGUCCAAUCAAAGUAUCAAAACCCAAUCAAGAAGAGUCAACUUGUCAAUAGUUGACUUCAAGUGUGUACAAGGGUCUUGUUAUGUUAAAUACUUAGAUAGAUCAUAGAUCGAAUGAA
Molecule: messenger RNA, 2256 nt
Organism: Camelina sativa (false flax)
Lineage: Eukaryota; Viridiplantae; Streptophyta; Magnoliopsida; Brassicales; Brassicaceae
Source: RefSeq, a predicted model, not a curated record